CCGACUGCUCCAAGUGUAUCUGCUCCAGGCAAUCAAUGAGGACCGCGAUGCUUACUUCUGCAGCUCUCUGCCCCUCUUUCUCUCAUUCGCCUUACCAGAUAUUAUAGUGCAUUUCAACUUUUGUACAGGCAUACAGGCAAGGGAAGUUUGGAUUGCAUUUUUGAUCACAAUUUACCUCUUGUUUUCUGUAAUAAAUAUGAGAGGUCGGUUUGUUGUCACUUUUCUUUGGAAUGUAAUAUGUGCUAUUUCUUAUGCUGUUUUACGGGUAGGAUAAGGAAACAACAAAAAGGUGUGACAAGAGCUUGGCGGACAACUGUGGAUUUCUGCGAGUAACUCCUACCGUCAAAAGGGGAUGAGGGGGGCAUCGGCCGGACCCCCCUCUUGAUUGAUUACUUAUUAGUCAUCCCUUUGGCUAAAUGGGACCCAUUGAAAAGGCACCGUGGAACACAUACAUGAAUCAAAUAUUCCUGUGUCCCCCGAAUGUCUCCAGAGUAGUUUUGCUUAAGAGAGGGGGUCGUGGCUUAGCAUUAUAAAGAGGGAAAAACAGCAUAGCUUUAUGGGUUUAUUUAGACAGUUUCUACGGUUUGACAUUCUACGGCUUUAAAAAAAAAAGAGAAAAGGAAAAACUCGAGAGGAUUCCAAAGAGGAGAACAUUUUGGACAUACAUUUUUUGUAGUAUUCCGUUGUUUCUUUUAUUUUUUUUCCCCUUUUAUUUUAAAUAUUUUUUUGCUAUUUCCUCUCCCGAAAAAUGAAACUUUGGACAUCUCCCUGGGUGUCUUGCCUGGUGAUUCUCAUCUUGUGUUUUGGAUCAGAGUGCGGGACAGUCCGGAGAUCCAAGAGGGAGUUGGUGCGCAUUAGGGAGGCGAAAGCCACCAUCCCAGGGGCUUGUGCCACACGUCUGCCCCGGGGCAAACGCUCUUUGCCCGGCUUGGAGCGACGGGUUCCUCGCCAGCGUCGGCGCUCCACUCAGGCGGAGGAAAACUCUCCGGAUCGGGGCAAAGCUGUCUAUUUUACCGGCAGGGGAGAUCAGCUGCGGCUGAAGCCUGGCGUGGAAAUACCAAGAGGAAAUUUUACUCUGGAGAUGUGGAUCAAACCAGAGGGAGGUCAACGAUCACCCACAGUGAUUGCAGGCCUAUACGACAAAUGUUUCUAUGCCUCUAGUGACCGAGGCUGGUUGCUUGGCAUCCAGGCGGUUAGUGAACAUGGGAAUCGUGAUCCCCGCUUCUUCUUUUCUCUUAAAACGGACCGUGCCCACAAAGUGACCUCCAUCCACUCCAACGCUCAUUAUGGACCCAACCAAUGGGCACAUGUGGCAGUCACAUAUGACGGCGUGUACAUGAAGCUCUUUGUCAAUGGUGCCCAAGUGGGUGUCAGCCGCGAGCAAUCGGGCGAUGUCUUCAGCCAUUUGACCAAAAAGUGCAAAGUGCUGAUGAUUGGGGGAAAUGCACUGAAUCAUAAUUACAGGGGGGCAGUGGAGAGGGUGGGCCUAUGGAGGCAGGCCAGAGGGCAGAGGCAGAUUAUCAGGGAUAUGCAGGGCCAUGAGGACCCCCAAGAUCUACCUCAGCUGGUCAUACGUGAAACAUUCGAGCACCCAGGCCGGAAGUGGCUGACUGUAAAAGAUGGUAGCUUUCCUCAGCCUGAGGAAGGGGGAGUUGGACGAUUGGGAUUCCUGGGUGGUGGUGGAGUUGUUAAUUCUGAGGGAUUAUUGGACACAACGCUCGACCCGCCAUCUUGUGGUCAAACUGUCUGCGACAAUGUUCAGGUUAUCAAAAACUACAACAACCUUUGGAACUUCCGUCGACCCAAGAAAGUACGUUAUCGUGUCAUCAAUGUUUGGGACGAUGCACGGAUGAAGCCAACUGUAUCAGACCACCAGAUCAGCCUGCAACACCAGCAGCUAAAUGAUGCCUUUAGCCCCUACAACAUAACCUGGGAGCUUAGCAUUCACAACGUGACCAACUCCUCCCUUCGAAACCGCUUGAUUCUAGCUAACUGUGAUAUCAGCAAAGUUGGCGAUGAUGCAUGUGACCCGGAAUGCAACCACCCGCUGACAGGGUAUGAUGCAGGUGACUGUAUGUCUGGACAUCGGAGCCGUUGCGCUGAGCACAAGCAGGGAAAUGGUGUGUGCGACCCUGAAUGUAACUGGGAAAACUUCUUCUAUGACCUUGGCGACUGCUGUAACCCUAAUGUUACCGAUGUGACCAAGACAUGCUUCAACCGCUCGUCUCCACACAAAGCCUAUUUGGAUGUGAAAGAGCUGAAAGAGAUUCUGAACUUGGAUGGCUCAACUCACCUGAAUGUCUUCUUUGCCAAUUCUUCUGAUGAAGAUCUGGUGGGGGUUGCCACCUGGCCAUGGGACAAAGAGGCCCUCACACAUUUGGGUGGAAUUGUGCUGAACCCUUCCUUCUAUGGUACGUUUGGUCACACUGACACAAUGGUUCAUGAGAUCGGUCACAGUCUUGGGCUUUAUCACGUUUUUCGAGGUAUAUCAGAAGUCGAUUCGUGUAAUGAUGCAUGUUUGGAGACGGAGCCCUCAAUGGAGACUGGAGAUCUGUGUGCGGACACCAACCCCACCCCCAAGUUCAAAGGGUGCCACGAUCCUGAGCCUGGCAACGAAACAUGUGGCGGUCGGCAUUUCACACACACACCUUUUAACAACUACAUGAGUUAUGCAGAUGACGCUUGUACCGACUCCUUCACCUUGAACCAGGUGGCUAGGAUGCACUGCUACCUGGACCUCAUCUAUCAGACCUGGCAACCUGCCUCCAAACCUCCUCCAGUACCAAUGCCACCCCAAGUGGUUGAGCAGCAUCAUAAUUCCAUCACCCUGGAAUGGUUUCCACCGAUUUCUGGACACUUUUACGACAGAGAAGUGGGAUCAGUGUGUGAUAAAUGCACUGAGGGGAGAGUCCUUCUGCAGUAUGCCUCCAACUCCUCCUCCCCACGACCGUGCGCACCUUCUGGACACUGGUCUCCACGAGAGGCUGAAGGCCCUCCAGAUGUGGAGCAGGCCUGUGAGCCAAGUGUGCGCACCUGGAGCCCAAAUGCAGGGAUUGAGCAAGGUGUUGUUGGCCUGUCGGAGUGUCCUCUCCAGGGCUGCAUGCUUCAGCUGGAGUUCCCCUACCCGCUGGUACCAGACUCCCUGACUGUAUGGGUCACCUUCUUCAGCCCAGAAGAAACAGCACUGCCAGCUAUCCAUAACAUCUUGCUCCUGACCGUCAGUGGGAACAACAUUUCUUUGGGCCCCAGUAACGUCUUCUGUGACACCCCAUUGACUCUGAAGCUGGACAUAGAGGAAGAAGUGUAUGGGGUACAGUUUUUCACUAUGGAACAACACCUAGAGAUUGAUGCCACUCUCUUGGCAUCCAAGCCAGACUUCAGACUUUGCAGGCAUUGCCAACCACUGCGCUACCGCCUGUUGCGUCAACCACCUUUCACACAUGCACCACAUGGUCUGAUGUUAAAUGAACCUACCCGCAGAUAUAUAGACAGGGAUGUGGCGCCACAUGUUGUGUACACCUACCAGGUCCAAACCAUCUCCAGCCGGAGUGAGAGUGAGCCCUCCGCCCCUCUGGUACACGAUCUGGGGGCACCCUACUGCGGAGAUGGACGCAUCCAGAGUUCCAAAGGAGAAGAGUGUGAUGAUAAGAACUCUAUGAAUGGGGACGGCUGCUCCAGUCAGUGCAAGAAGGAGCCUUUCUUCAACUGUGUUGAGGAGCCAAGCAUGUGUUACUACUAUGAUGGCGAUGGGGUGUGUGAGGAUUUUGAACGAGAGACUGGCGUGAGGGACUGUGGCCUCUACACCCCAAAUGGUUUCCUUGACCAGUGGGCCUCCUCUGUCGAUGUUUCCCAUGAGGAGAAGCCAUACUGCUCCGGGGAGGUGGCUGCGGGAUACCCUGCUGUAACUAAGACAUGUCAGUCCAAGGUGUUUGAUCUGUCAGAUGGAGUGUCCCAGUAUGCAUGGUUCCCCUGUCGCGAGGCUCAUAAUACUCCAUAUGGAUAUCAUAACUAUUUGCUCAAGGCCCACUUUUCUCAUCCUAUGGUGGCAGCAGCAGUGAUUAUACAUCUGGCUGCAGAUGGGACUGGCUACCUUGACCAGACUCAGUGUAACAUCACUGUCCGGCUGGUGGACACCAAGGAUGGUAUCCAUAGUCUAGGUGAUUGGCGUCUGAGCUGCCGCACCAACCCUUUGGUUAUUCCGGUGAGCCAUGACCUGUCAGUGGCCUUUUACCACACCAAGGCAAUCCUGGUCAUGUUUGCGUCUCGCCUUGUUGCCAUCUCUGGAGUUGGCCUGCGCUCCUUCCAGUCCUUCGACCCCAUCACGAUAAGCGGUUGCCAGAGCAAUGAGAUCUACAACCCGACAGGCCAGAGUUGUGUACAUUAUUCGUGCGACGCCAUUGACUGCCAGGAACCCUUAAUCCGCAAUGCAGAGCUGAAGUGCAGUAGCCCUGGCCGCCACUUCUACAAUGGAGACCGCUGCACCAUCUACUGCAACUCUGGAUACGUCCUGCAAGUCCACCAGGACGAUGACAUCAUCAAGAGCCAGUCGGACUCUACAGUGACUAUUACGUGUGCAAAUGGGAAGUGGAACAAACAGGUCUCAUGUGAGCCUGUGGACUGUGGUAUGCCAGACAAAUACCAUGUCCAUCCUGCCCAUUUCAAGUUCCCCGAGGGCACCACCUAUGGCAAGAAGAUCACCUUUCAGUGUCGAGAACCUGCUCAGCUCGUAGGUACAAACAACACCCUUACCUGCCUGGAAGACGGUCUCUGGUCCUUCCCAGAGGCUCUUUGUGAGCUUCGCUGCCCAGCCCCUCCGCCUGUACCCAACGCUGUGCUGCAAACCAAGCGCUGCAAUGAGACAGGCCUCAAAGUGGGAUCGCUCUGCAAGUACAAGUGCAAGCCAGGUUACCAUGUCACCAACAAACCUAAGAGGCGCGCGUUUAAGAGGCAGUGCACAGAGGAUGGCAGCUGGCUAGAGGGGGCAUGCGAGCCAGUGACUUGUGAUCCCCCACCUCCCAUCUUCCACGGCUCCUAUCACUGUACUGAUGGUUUCCGCUUUGACAGCGUUUGCAAACUCAACUGCUCUGAUCCAGCCGGUAAUGCUGCUAUCGCCGCCACAGGAGGCUCUGCCCAUACGGUGAGGCUGCUGCACGCUCCAUGCAAGCAGGGCGCUGCAUUCAACGUGAUCCGCUGUAGGAAGGAUGGAAACUGGACGGGGUCAUUCCGCCUGUGCCCACACAGCACAGGCCAGUGUACUUUACCUCAAAACCUCCAUCACAGCCUACAGUACUCAUGCAAGCGAGGACACGGCAUAGGUGAGGAUUGUGAGCUGACGUGCAGAGAGAGUAGCAACGACGUGGUGAUCCUCCCUAGCAACAUGACAGUAGAGAGUGUACUUAAAGAGCACUGGAGGAACCCGCACAAAGUCAAGAAUAUAGUCUGUACCAUGAGACUCAAAUGGUAUCCACACCCAGAAUUGCUCCACUGCAUCAAAGGAUGUGAGCCAUUCAUGGGCGAUAACUACUGUGAUGCGGUCAACAACAGAGCCUUCUGUAACUAUGAUGGAGGAGACUGCUGCCAAUCCACAGUCAAGACCAAGAAGGUGAUUCCAUUCCCCAUGUCCUGUGACAUUCGGGAUGAGUGCUCCUGUCGGGAUCUGAAUGCUAUAGAGAACAGAAAGGAGGAACAUGUGCAUUCUCUGGGGUGACCAACCUGAGCAGGAAACUCUGUUCAACAACGGACCCUUGCUGCAACACAACACAGCCAGAGUGGCCGAGGCAGACCCCUCCUUCAUCCUUCUCUCAGCCUCCAAUUUCCUGCACAUGCUGCUUAACAGGCAUACCUCUCCAUCCAUACCGCAACCCCAACCAGCUGAAAUGCCUCCUCCACAUCACAGAAAGAUCAAGAAUAGAGGAUGGGAAUCAUGAGACUCCACAGAAACUUCAUUUCUCAGCUUAAAGGAAAGUAACACUGCUAUAUCAUCAUUAAAAAAAACAUAUGCAGCAAGGAGAAAAAAAAACAUGAAACAAACUUUUUUGAAAGAAGAAGAAAAAAAAAAAACCUAAAGAAAAAUGUAACCAAGCCUAGGUAGCAUGCCUUUUGUUCAGUUUUGUGCUGGCUUCAGUGUCUAUUUUAGUGACCUUGCUUUACAAUCACAUGAUUGAACCAAAGGUAAAUCAAAAUGUGCAAGUGAGGGAUUGUAUGGAUGUUGGCUACCUGUUUUGCAAAUAUGAAGGAAAUCAAAAAGACAAAUGUUAAAAAAAUAUUCCUCAGACCUUUACAGGCAAGUUCAACACCUUUUCGGAGGGGCUAGAAGUUUGUGCGUAUAUCAUUCCUGGUUUCCAACUGGUCAGUCACUUGGUAUCAACAUGUCCUUUACAGUAAAGUGUCUUUCUUUACAGUAGAGGCUAUAGAGGUUAUUCCUAGCUUGGUGGGGAAUGAGACAGCCAUAUUAUUGAGUUUCAAGCCACAUAUUCAACACAAAAGCCAGAAUAAAAGGCACAAACACACACACAAAAAAUGCCAACUUAUUGUUGAACAACAACACAAAUUAUUUCCUACCACAAUUUUAUAUUUAGGGUAAAAUCCUGAAUGCAUAAUUAAAACAUUUUUAGCAUGGCUUCUGCUACUGUGUUUGCUGCUACUUCCCAUUUUCACAUCAUAAUAACUAAUGGGGUUAGACAGCAUUGUCUCCCUUGCUGCUUACAGUACCUCUUUAUAGCAUUCAUUAACACGUGCAUGUCAGUCCAUGAUACUUUCAUAGAAUACAUGUUGACAACACCACAUGAAAUGCACUAAGAACUUUAAAAAACCCCAGAACCUCACUUGUCAUUUCCUUUUAACCCAAGCGUCCCAAGAUAAAUACCACAUACAUUGAACACGACUUAAAGAAUGUCAUCGUUAACACCUCACUUCGGGUUGGGUUGAUUCUAGUUUCAGUUUUAACUCCUCCCUCAUGGCACUUGAUUAGAACUUUGUGACCUCACGUGCCAAAUCAAAAAUGUUUUAACUGAAGACAGAAUCAUCCCAGCCUGUUUGGAAUGUAGUCAAUGCUUGUCAGAAGUCUAUAGCCUUUUUGAUCACACAGUACUGCACAGCACAUUCACACACAAGGAAGAACUAAAGGGCUGGAAAUAGGUCCUGGCUCUUAGUGAGAAUGAGUAUAGGUGGAAGGAGACGUCUUCUGACAUUCAAACACAUACACACAUAUUUCUCAUUCUCUCCCCUCCCAGUAGUGUUUGACUCUCAGCAGUAGUUAUGCAGGCAACAAUGCAAUUCAUGAAAAUGACAUUUGGAUGUAUAUGUCAACACAGCAUUUACAGUCACAAUAUGAUCAAAGGUCCCUAAGAUUCUCUGCUGGGUCCAGUGUUUAAGUAAUUAAGUUAAACGUAACGUUUGUCUCUGCAGUAGGCACACUCUGUUGUUCUGAUCAGGACUUUUCAGUAUUGUGAACUCAGUCCGUCCCCACCAAUUAACUUUAAUAGAUCAUGUGGCUGCUACAAUGGCCUUGUAUUUUGUUAUUCCUCAUUCCAGACACAUAAAGGCUACACUAGUUUUUUUUCAUGCACAUUUGAUAAUGAAGGCUGCUUGGCAUAUUGGUCCACAUUUUGCUGCUCUUAUUAGGCUGCAACCAUUGUCAGGGUUACAUUCAGCAUGAUUGUGACUUUUCAUUUCAUUUGGGCCAAUGGCACAGUCCCUGUGACUCAUAAUAGGCUGCUAUAGCAUUUCAAAUCAUCCUCAUAAAUCAUUUUAGACAAAAAAAUGUACAAGUGACAAUGUAAACCAGAUUUCAUGUCAUUUUGAAACCAAUGUAGUUAAGAACCAAGAAAAUACCACCAAAUGCAGCAAAAGUGUGAAGGUAUUAUUUUCCACCAAAUACAAAGAAAAUAAACAAAAAUAUCGUGUAAAUAUAACUAUAUGUUGUUGAUUGACAGGAGGGUAGACAAAUGUUUUUUUUUUAAUGUUUUCAUGUAUUUCAUUUUUACAAAAUGUCAUAUUUAAUCAGUGUUUGUAUUAUUGACCUCAGUUACUGCACUUUUUUAGUUUCUAUGUAAGAAGAAAAAAUAUAUCUUUCGAAAAUGUUUAGAAGCUGCUAUUGUCAGAAUGGUGAUCUGAAACAAACUGUAUGUUAUGGUUUUCUGUCUUUUGACUCCCUGUGUUGCUAUUAGCUUUCCUGUCAUUCGUUUUUGUUUUUGUUUAUCUGAUUAUAGAUGCUCCUCUCCAAACUAAACUCACUUUGCAGUAGAGGUUCUAAAUGAAGUAGGGAGGUUUUGUCACUACAAACUAUGUUUCCAUCCAUCCAUCCAACCCUCCAUCCAGACAUGAAGGCCCAACCCCACUAAAAAAAACAUAAAAUACAAAAAUAUAUAUAUGAAAUAGGGAAAAUAUUAACACAUUAAGUUUAGAAGGUUAUUUAUGGUUUAGCUAGACCUAAAAUUAGUUUGCCGUUUGUUUUUCCCUUAUAAGUGUGUGUGUGUGUGUGUGUGUGUAGUACAUCAUCUUAUGUUGAAAGUGUACAUUUUGGCAGAGAAACCAAGUGAUGUCAAAGGGGAAGGAAAAGCUUAAAUGAAGGAUUUCCCAUCAUAAAUAGACAGUGUAACUUUUAUGAAAUAUGAAACUUUCUAAAGACAUUGUAAAUGCUACAUCGUCUACUAAGCUUGCAUUUAACACUUUAUAUCUAAACAUACAGUAUAUAGCCUUGGUCAAAUAAAAUAAAAGAUGUAUUAUGUUGAUAUUAUCAACUUAUAUGUAAUACUAGUACUCCGGAUACUGCUGCGUUACAUAAAACCAUUAAAAGUGGGGAGAGACCACCACACCUGCAAUCACCACACCAUGCCAAUGACAUGCAGCACAUGCAUACAGUGGUUCAUUAACGGCCUCCAUUGUAACCUUGUAAAUGGAUGAAUCUGAAACGUCACUUUGGAUCAUUCCCUUCAUCUUAUAAUCGUAGUUAACAACCUGUUCUUGCAUCUACAUACUUUGACUAACUAAGAAAUAUCCUCCUCAACAAUUGCUUGUAUCAUUAGUCAAUGUCUGGAUACCAAAACAACUGAUUGUUAUCACGAUCAAAACAGCUACAGAAUGUGACUGCAUAUCAACUUGAACAAUUAUAUUCUUAAUAAUGCAGAAGGUACCCUUAAGCCAUAGCUAACCAAGAUAUUCAUGGAAGGAAGUAAAAGAUUACGCAUUGGAUGAGGACAUCACCUCUCUACUGUAGUCAUCACAGGAUCCCUUGCUGUACCUCAUGCCUGUAAUGUUUGCUGCUUCUAUAUUUUUGGUAUUUUAGUGACAUUUUUUGCGUCUCAUUACAAUGGUGUACAUAGUAGAACUAUUUAUUGAGAGUGUUAUACUUUUUUAAGUUAUAUUUAAUGUCCAUGUAAGUUAUUUUUUACGUUGUGCUUAUAAAUAGACACAUUAUCGGUUGUGGGUCAAAACUGUCAAUUUGCCUCUGUCAUCCCGCUCUGUUGUGAUCAUUGCUGUCAAGCAUUGAUCAGAUAUACAUACCCCUUCAGGCUCGUGACCACAAAACAUUCUGUCUCACUGGUCAUUAGGUUUAGAUGAAAUCUGCUUGCAUCCAAUGAGCAUUCACCACAUGUUUUAUGUUCCUGAGUGCAGUGUAUGUUAUUUUCCUUUUAAACCAGAAUGUAAAUUUUCUUUUCUUUUUCUUUAUCUACUUAUUUUUUGAAAUACACACAUUAGCCAUACGUACACAAGUGGUGUAAAAAGAACCAAUUAUAUAAUGGUCAAAUACAUAAAUCCAUAAUAUAGCAAAUAAUGUUUCAAGGGACAAAUCUAAGGAACAAGGAAGAACAUUCAGAGCCAGAAGAGGACAGUAGAAAUGACAAAGAGAGGGGAAAAAACUGAAGGAAAGGAAGGAAUGGAGGGGAGAAGGCAGCCGAUGGUGCCCCAGAGAGUGUUCUUGGAUGGCAGGAAAAGUAGAAGGUGGGCAUGGAGAGAGGUAGGGAUGUGUGGGCUUCUUUUCCUGGCCUGUCUAGCUAUUUGUCCAGGUGUGAAAAUGUGUACUCACAGAGGCUGCCCCUGGGCCAGGGGUGGCGGGCGCUGACUGGCAACAAGCCAAGGCCAAUGAGUCAGAGUUUCUCCUGGGGGUGGCAGCCAUCCCUUUCUGGGACUCCUAACACCCUUUCCCUCACCACUCCACCUCCCGACUCCUCAACACACUGCCUCAUCUGUCACUGUCAGGUAUGCCUGCGCAGGUCUGCCAGGGUCACGCUGGCCCUGUGAAAAUCAGAGAGGAUGUUUGCCCAGCUUACAGAGCCUUUUGAAGUUAGGCUGAAGGACCACAGUUUUCCUCAGCUAGAGCAUAUGCUUAUCACAUAAUAUGAUUUGUAUAGCAGUCUUUUUUUGACAGGCUUUGAUACCUCUCCACAUUUCUCACCAACAGUCAGUCCUUUGUUUCUAAUUUAACACCGGGAUGUUGUAUUGCUCGUCUAAAAAUGGCAGAAGCUUUGUAGUGUCUAAGUAAUUACAAAGUGUUGGGGAGUGUAUGAAAGAGUGUCUGAAGUCCUAAUAUUUUUGCUCACAUUGUGGAGAAAAAUACUGAUGUGCCAUCUUGUUGUAAGACAUUUUCUUUGUGUAUUGUAACACAUCAAGUACCUCUCACAGGCCUCUGGUUAUAGAAUGGUCCACUUAUGUAUGUUUCCGAAUCCCUCAAUAAAUUAAAAAAAAAGGUAAAUUGUCCUUUUUCUAAAUGGAAAGUACAAAAAAAGUGUAUUUACAUAUUACGUGGAUAUCUAGUGGUAUUACUGCGAUGUUUCGUACCUGAUUGCUCAACAAAUAUAUUUUAAGAUGUAAAUAAUAUUAUAUGAUGAUUGUAUUUGCAAACCAUGUACUAACUGUUUGAGAAUAGCUCUUGGAUUGAUUUUUAUCAUAACUAUUAUACAAAGAAAUGAACCGUGAAUAUGUUGUGCAUUGUGUCAAAGUAUCACCUGCAAGACAGAAAAAAGAAAAAAAAGACCUGUGAUGCUUUACCACACCACUCGCUGUCAGCAUUUAUUUGUUCAUAAUGGCUUAGUACAAGCACUGUUGUCAGUUGUCUAAACCAUGAAUUUAUCCAUUGAGUCAUGCAAUAUUUAUUUGUUGUCAAGAUGAAUAAAAUCAUAAUGGUAAUUUCUGGGUCUUAGGAGUCUGUUGAAAUUGAUCUUUAUAAUCAAACUGGCUGAUCUUUGUUAUGCAAUGAGAAGUUCAUUUUCAAUUUGUCUUCAAACAGCUUUCAUUUCAAACUCCAUACUGUAUUUCUUCCAGUCUUAUCCCAAUGCCUUUGUGUUUGCUGAGAGUUUCACCAACACUGUAAAGGUAGCCAUCGGACUCAGAAGUCCAUCCCUCCCUCUGAUGGCCUCCUCUCUCUUUGGUUCUUACACAGUAUGCACUUUUUCAGGCACAUAUACAACAGAUUGGACUUUUAUGUUUCAGUUUAUGUUUCUCUCUGUUUUCACAGUUGCAAUUAUAUAUAUUUUUGGUGCUCUGGUACAUGGCAAAACAUGUCUGAUGUGUACUAUAUUUUCAUAAGGAAGAGUCAUAAAGAUGAGUAUGAUGUUCAUUUUGCUGUCAUUUAUUGUGUAGAAAUAAAACACUGGUUAAAGUGAACAUAA
Messenger RNA from Eleginops maclovinus (Patagonian blennie), 11609 nucleotides. It is a transcript of the gene pappaa, whose product is annotated as pregnancy-associated plasma protein A, pappalysin 1a. The record is from RefSeq and is a predicted model, not a curated record. The transcript has 22 exons. Lineage: Eukaryota; Metazoa; Chordata; Actinopteri; Perciformes; Eleginopidae. Gene Ontology annotation, molecular function: protein binding; metalloendopeptidase activity. Gene Ontology annotation, biological process: cell surface receptor signaling pathway; proteolysis. The coding region runs from base 749 to 5707 and encodes 1652 amino acids.